Leishmania mexicana MHOM/GT/2001/U1103 is the source of this 1800-nucleotide messenger RNA. RefSeq lists its product as hypothetical. The record is from RefSeq and is a predicted model, not a curated record. The transcript has a single exon. NCBI's taxonomy places the organism in Eukaryota, Euglenozoa, Kinetoplastea, Trypanosomatida, Trypanosomatidae. Gene Ontology annotation, cellular component: cytoplasm. Bases 1 to 1800 code for a protein of 599 amino acids.
AUGUCCUCUGCCGAGUUUGUGCGCAACGUGGAUGCGCGCACAACCAUCUACCGCUGGGAAGCUUCGGGGCUGGACGAGUUGAACCGCCAGAACAAGCUUUCCUCCCUCCCCUUCUGGAUCCCGAACUCCACGACGCGACAUCAUCAGUUUAGGGUCGUGCUGCUGCGCGGGUUGGUGCAGGCUGCGACCCCCGCCAGCGACCCUUUCGGCGUACUCGUCGAGCUUAUCGCGCCCCCGCCCCCGCCGGUGGGGACGGCGAACGUGUCGGCGGCAUCGGCAGCAGUGCCGUCUUCCUCGUCCUCCGGCGACUUCCCAGGCGGCUGCGCUGUGACGUGCGAGUUGCUCCCCAUUGACUCGGCGACUCCAGCGGCGGAAGAGGAAAAGCAGCGCAGGCACGACAACGGCACUGAUGCGGCGCAGAGAAAGGUGAUCUCGUCCACCAAGAUGGCGGUGCUGGACGCGAACAACGCGCAGGUGAGCUUCCCGGACUUCAUUCCGGCAGACGUGCUACACAACACGCGCUACGUCAGGGGGGCACCGAAGUCCUUCACGCUGCAGAUCACCAUCGAGACGGGCAUCAGCGUUCCGCUGCACCAGGCUGCCACGACCGCCUUCUCAUUCUUUUCCUCCCUGACGACGUCGGUGGGUCACUUGCUCGGCAGUACCGCGCAGCUCUACCACGAGGGGCGAGAGAGCAUCAACAGCACGAUUCUCGCGCCCGCCGCGUCGGCGCUGGCGCACUCCUCCGAGCUUUGGAACGGCACCCCGUCCUCGCCGUCUGCGACUGCUGCCUACGCCGCGACGCCGCCAAUGAAGACUGCUGCUUCGACUGCAGCUACUCUGCCGCCGUGGGAGCAGCCGCCGGAGGAGUGGCGUGACCGCGCCGCUGAGUGGCACACUCUUGUGAGCGCGCGGUUGCCUGGGCUGGACGGUACGUACCGACACGGGGUGGAGAAGACGCUCGCGCCGGACGAGGUGGGGCUGCUGGCGGAGGUCGGCCUUGCGGAGGCGGACUUGUGGGCGCUUUACAGCCUGUUCGACUUUGACCGCGAUGUCCAAGAGGGCCUUCUCGCCUCUGCCGAGGUGCGAGCGCAUCGCUAUCACCUGGUGCCGGCCCGCCUCAAGGAGGCAACCUUCUGGGCCAACUACUUCUGGAAGGUGCACUGCGUCGGCCAGUGCGUGACGGAGCGGCAGGUGGCGGCGGUGCUGGUGGCACUGUGCAUGCCUUCACGGUCUGUUCACACAGACCUCUCCACCCCUGUAGAGAUGCUGCGGCACAUCCUCGAUGGCGAGGAGGCAGCCGCUGUCGUGGAGGACUUCGUCCAGCGCGGCGAGGCAGCCGAGCCGUGGUGCACCGUGGCCGCAGGGACAGCGCGCCACUGCAGGAACGUGCUAGAUGCUGCGUCAAAACGCGCCGAGCUCGCACCCAACACACGCAAGCAGGUUGGGCCGACCCUCUCUCGCUUGGAGAAGGUGUUGUCGUGGUACAGCGAUGCGCUGAACGGGCCCACAGAUCCACCCGCUCUGUCCGCCGCCGCCGCUGCUGCUACUGCUACUGUGACAGCCGUGGCGGUUACGAAUGUUGCCGCGGCUGCUUCACCGGCGCCACUACAGACGGAGGAGGCGCAAACCCCGCCGAAGCAGCAGCAGCAGGAGCGAAAACCAUCUCCCACAGCCUCCCCGACCGCCGCUGUGCCCCCUGCGGUGGAGCGGGUAACAUCGUCGCCCCGCGACGGCUUGCGGAGCGUCAGCCAAGUCGCGUUUGUGGCAAUGCCCUGGGAGGAGGAGGAGGACGUGUAG